Echinococcus granulosus is the source of this 237-nucleotide messenger RNA. RefSeq lists its product as hypothetical. Bases 1 to 237 code for a protein of 78 amino acids. The record is from RefSeq and is a predicted model, not a curated record. The transcript has 2 exons. NCBI's taxonomy places the organism in Eukaryota, Metazoa, Platyhelminthes, Cestoda, Cyclophyllidea, Taeniidae.
AUGGCGAAGACGAUUUUAUUUCAAACAAUCAGUUGGGGUUUAAGUGGUACUACGAAGGAUGUAGAAGAAAUGAAGCAAAGAAUGGAAGGAUGUUUAUCAGUUAUCAAAUCCGAGAAGUUGCAUUGUUUUAAAUUAAACACCAAUGAAGGAGCUGGUGGAUUGUCUGCACCAUGGAAUCCUGAAGUGGAUAAAGAUUGGUUCGGUUAUCUCAAGUUUUUGGCCGUGAUUUUGGGUUAA